AUGCCUCCAAAGAAGAAUGGCCGUCCCCUCACAGGCUCAGAAAGCCGUAGAAGGCCGGUCAGACCCAGAAAGAGUGCUCAAGACGCCAAGGGUGCUCACGUCGACAGAGCGGUUCAUGACAAGGCUGCGCAUGACGACACGGACCUUCAACCUCAAAUCAACAAGGGCUCGAAGGAUGACAAUCAGGAUUCUCACCGAGCCCCUCCCCCGACUGAAGAAGAGAGAGAUUAUCCGCCAGUCUUUUACCCAACCUCAGAAAGUUCUUCGCUCUCUACUGCUCAAAGCAUUGAAACUCUCGAAGAUGAUGAAUCUAGCGAUGAUACGGGUGGCCAGAGAAACGAUUACCGAGGAGGCAGAGAGCCUGCGCUACAUGUUGUUGUUUUGAUUGUCCCGCUCUCGUUUGGCGAGAAAAACAGCAUCAAACUAAUUGUCUCUCGCCAGGGUCCAACGGGGGGCCCUCGUGAAGACAGAGUCACCGGUAUCCUCGUUCGGUCCACGGCCACUAACUGGGCUCCAAACACCAUGGUCGCUGUCGAUGCAGGUACCCUGCUUGCUGGAAUCGUUCACGUCAUGGAAAAGUGCAGGAGCAAGAACGGCAUCGUCACGUCUGGCCCUUUUGCUGGGUUACGCCUACCGUAUGAGACCAGCGGUGCAAACGCAAAGCAUGUUUUCAAGAAGAUUAUCGGACGGGUCCUGAUCACACACCCUCAUUUGGACCAUGUAUCGGCUUUGGCCAUGAAUAUCCCGAUUCUAACCAAAGAAAACGGUCCAAAGACUGUUGCCGCGCUGCCUUCUGUUAUAGACGCCAUGAAGAGCCACAUCUUCAACAACUUGAUUUGGCCAAAUUUUUCCGACGAGGAUGAAGGUAUUGGUUUGAUCACAUAUCAGCGUCUCGCGAAUGGAGGCAACCCAAUGCUGGGCUCUGGCGAUGAACAAGGUUACACUCAAGCUGGCGAAGGAUUGCUCGUUCGAGGUUUUAGUGUCAGCCAUGGGCGAUGCAAGGUGAAAGCAGGUACUGAGCGUCGCCUAAGUAUAUCUUCAGCGAAACAAGCUGGACGGCAACCAAGUGAAUGGGAUCCAAUUCAUUCCCAACCGCCGUCUUCGAGCCAGGAGACAUUGUGGACUACGGUCGAAAGCUCCGCCUUCUUCCUCCGCGACCAGAAAACUGGAACUGAGAUCAUCAUUUUUGGCGAUGUUGAGCCUGAUUCGGUAUCCUUCAAUCCGCGUAAUCGGAAAGUAUGGGAAAUCGCUGCACCGAAGGUCGCUUCUGGUACCUUGCGAGCCAUUUUCAUCGAAUGUUCCUAUGUUGAUUCGACUGAGGAUAUCUAUUUAUUUGGCCACCUCUGCCCGCGCCAUCUAGUCGAUGAAUUGACCGUGCUAGCUGCACGCGUAGCUGACAUCAAGGGACUAAUGUGGCCGCCGAUUCCCAAACGCAAACGGGACAGUAGUUCCGAGUCGAGUAGUCAGCGGGGAGAUAGCAAAGGGAGAGCUGUGUCGAUUCGAAGCAGCGUCAGGAAGCGUGCGUCUUCCGGAACCCGAAUUAGACAGGCUACCGAGACAUCGGACUCGGUACCCCUCGCCAUUGAGCGUCAAGGUCUUUGCCGUCAGACGUGCACUACUAGGGAUGCUCUCGAAGUAGAAAAGCCUUUGGCUGGCCUUUCAGUAUCCCGCAGCAAAGAUUCUUGA
Messenger RNA from Aspergillus nidulans FGSC A4, 1686 nucleotides. RefSeq names its product 3',5'-cyclic-nucleotide phosphodiesterase PDE1 (gene pdeA). Gene Ontology annotation, biological process: cAMP catabolic process. The coding region runs from base 1 to 1686 and encodes 561 amino acids. Lineage: Eukaryota; Fungi; Ascomycota; Eurotiomycetes; Eurotiales; Aspergillaceae. Gene Ontology annotation, molecular function: 3',5'-cyclic-AMP phosphodiesterase activity. The transcript has 4 exons. The record is from RefSeq and is a predicted model, not a curated record.